CCAUGCCCUCUCAAUCAUGGUUACAAACUUAGUAUUAAUAUUUUUGCUAUUUUUCGGAAUUUCAUUCAGUGUUGAAGGAAGGAAGGGAGUGUUUCUUGAGUACAUUUCACCCAAGGUACCAGGGAAUGAGACGCGCGAGGAGCCAGCUCUAAGACUGGGCAGCCGGGAUAGCACUGAAGAUGACCAGAUCAAGUCUAUGCUGGAAGAGAACUACAGGUUCAGGAGCGACCAGACGGCUACGAGGUUCAAAGUUGCUGCCGAGAAGAAAGAUGAAGAAGCCCCAGCCUCAGGCGAUGGCGGCAUGUCCUGGGUGUUCCGUGCGUUCGCCGUGCGCCGCAUCGUGGGGGGGAUGGAGACCAGCAUCAGCAUGUACCCCUACAACGUGGCCAUCUCGCGCAACGGCCGCCACUGGUGCGGCGGCUCCAUUAUCGACGAGCAGUGGGUGCUGACGGCCGGCCACUGCUUCGAGUCAGCACAUGACAAUGAUAAGAAGAAACUGGCUUCGUUCAUAGUGCGAGCCGGGAGCUCGUUCCACAAUAGGGGAGGAUACCAAGCCAGAGUCAACAAGGCGUUCUUCCCACCCAAAUAUGUCCCUGGCAACGCUGACUUCGACUUCGCCCUGAUCCGCCUGGACCGGCCCAUGCCCAUCGGACGCAAUAUUGCUGUGCUCAACCUACCCUCCAAAGAAUACCUGAUCAAACCUGGGGAUAUACUUAUUGUCACUGGAUGGGGGAGUACUCAUGAGACAGGAUCCGGUCACAUCCCGGAUCGCCUCCGCUUCGUCCCCGUCCCGGCGAUGCGGCUGUCCCAGUGCCAGACCGCCUACCGUUUCUACAUCACCCCUCGCAUGAUGUGUGCUGGCUACGCCACUGGGGGAAAAGACGCUUGUAACCACGACUCCGGCGGUCCAGCCGUCCGUGAUGGCGUCCUCCUCGGCAUUGUCUCCUUCGGCGGCAAACAGUGCGGGGACCCGCACUCCCCCGGCGUGUACAGCCGCGUGUCCGAGAUGACCUGGUGGGUUGAGAAGACCAUCUCGGACAACGAGUGUGAAAACGUCCCUGAGCUGCAGGAGAAGAUCAGGAAGGCUAGAGAGCGCGAGCAGGAUUUACAAAGAUUUAAGGCUCGCGUCGAAGACAAGAAGAACCGCAUCAAGAAUUGGCUCCGGGAAACCUUGAAGUCGCCAAGUUUCAUAGAACUGGCCAAAAGAAAGCUGAGUGAAGCCCAGGCCAUGCGCAGGAGUUUCACAGAGUCCCUCUAUGAACCCCAAAACGCCACUGACAUGGACGAUACAGAGAUGGAUGAUAUUAACUUAUCAAAUCUAAUACACGAUAGGAUCUUACAAAGCAAUGAUGGGAACGAAGAUGAUAACAUGCUCAGUACGUUAGCGUUGAGGGAUAUCAUGAUGAAUGAGGGAAAAGGGAAGACGGCUAAGGAUGGCUUUGAAGAACUAGUGGAGUUCGUCACGGGAGAUGAUCCGAAGCCAGGGUUACCGGCACCAGAAAAAGGGAAUGUUACCAAAACUUAAGUUAGUGUUCUCGGAUAUUAAAAAGUAACAACUUUA
Molecule: messenger RNA, 1561 nt
Organism: Leguminivora glycinivorella
Lineage: Eukaryota; Metazoa; Arthropoda; Insecta; Lepidoptera; Tortricidae
Product: coagulation factor X-like
Exons: 8
Coding region: 17-1525 (502 amino acids)
Biological process (GO): proteolysis
Molecular function (GO): serine-type endopeptidase activity
Source: RefSeq, a predicted model, not a curated record